GAUGCCAGGCAAACAAGCGGCCCACCACGUUUGACCCGUUCACCAGGCUAAAUAUGGCCGACUAUUCCAUCCUUCUCCUUUCCAACUAUCUCCCUCUUCGUCUCUGCUGCUCGUCCCCAGUCCAUGGACGCCUUCUCUAAUGACUCUGCAUUCCAGUCCAUAACCCGCAAGAGAAAGGCCGAUGGUGACGAUUGUGGCCCACAAGACUCUUCUAUAUCCUCAGACUCGUCCUCGGGCGUAGAGCCCAUGUUGCUCGACUCUUCUGCCACGCCACGCAUGCCUACCAAGGCUGCAGAGGCCCAGUCGACAUCCUGGCUACUGGCCCAGCACCACCGCAGUAUCGUUGUACCCUGGCAACCGUCGGCUGCACUCUCAGCCUCUUCGGUAGCUUUAGCUUCGCUAGAGGGGCCUUCCAGACCCAAGCGACCGCGUAUUGAGAUACCGCAAAGCGUGCCACUCGCUGCACGACGGUCUCGCAAAGGUCGCACACCUUUGUCCUCAGCUGUUGCCUCCCCUCGUAGGUUCUCUCGUCAUGCUCGCGCUGGUGGACUCAGAGACAGUGGCAUGGUCUCAGCUAAGGAUCCUGGUCCAAGCAGAUCGCUUCUUGUUCCCAUCCAGAACUUCACGUCUUCCCGUCCGCCUUCAUAUUCAGCGCCCGCUUCACCGAUCGAACCUCUUCCUUCAAGUAUACCCUCCCAGCAGCCUCCGGUGAAUCGAGACACUCUUAAGGAGCUGGACCUAGAUGCUAUUCUACGCAAUCCUCAACUUCGUCAUGAUCUACUGUUCGACUCGGGACUGCAGUUCCGUCCUACUUCGAGUAGGCGAAAGCGCGAUGUGGCGGAUAAUUACUGGCUCGCUGUCGAACGCGAGCUAGAGACUGGUUGCACAUGUGUAACCGUCGAUGCUAACGGCAAACUACGCGACCGUGUCUGUGUCUGUAAUUCUUUUCCGAUGCCAAGGUCGAGGUCUAUUCGCGUCUCCUCGUCUUCGGGAGAUUUCUCCACAGUUCGGACGCCGUCUCGUCUCAAACCUCUUUUGUGCGAACUAUUGGAAGUUCUCAUAUCUAUCAUUCAGCCUGUCGUCGCCCAUUCCAGCAGCUUUGGCAUGCCAUCUGGCUUGUUGCACCCGCAAUAUAGCCAAAGCACUUCUCACGUAACUUACCUCCGGUCGAUAAUAGACGCAGACCUUAUCCAGCAGGAGGUUGAUCACAAUCUGUUCGACCCAUCCGGUGUCUUCAAGGCCAUAGGAGACAUCAUCCGAUGUUAUUGCGCGCCUAUGCGAGACCAGGCUGUUGACCAAAUGGUCAAGCUUGCCCAGUCUUGCGCCCCUGGCGGUACAGGAACGAAAUCUGAUGCCGUUCGAGCGAUACGACUGUGUUUCGAGAUUAUGGAAUUGAUGAAAUUGGAUGUUGCGAAUCACCAACUCCAGACUCUCCGUCCUUAUCUCAUUCAGUCAUCGGCACAAUUUGAAUUGAGUAUGUUUGAGGAAAGCCGCCAGAAGGGAAAACUCUCACUGCGUGUCACACGGGACCUGCUCACGUCGGUCUACUCCGAGUUGGCUGACAACAACAGUGUUACUGCGCCGGACCUCACAGUAGCUGUUUUCCGCAAUGCGAAACUAUCCAGACAUACCCAAAUUCAGAUCACAGUGACGAAAACUAUCGUGAACCUCAUAUUCAAUCCUCCACCUCCAUCCUCCCCACCGCAUUCUCCAUCAUCAUGCUCACAUCGCAAAGGCCCAGUUGCGCAACCAGGAUACCCCGAGACACUCUAUCUCGACCAUAGCAGGCUAAAAGCGCUUGGCAACGAUGUGUCCGACUUGACCGCACUCUAUAUGCUACUGAUGCUGUAUCGACAACUCGUGCACGCCUCGGGUUCAUCGCAUGGCCCAAUUAAACUCGAUGAACUUCUUGCUCUAAAGAAGGAAAUCUGGGAGAUUGGGCCACAGCAUCUAGGGCAUUGUUUCAUUCAUAGUUCACACGAUUCCUCAGAUACCCCUUCCACUCCGACAGUUCGACACGCAGAAAAGUCUCCUGCAGACUCGAAAAGGUGGCGCGACGAUCUCAAUAAUGUUAUUCUACAAUUGACGACACGUGCGGGUGAUACAUCAUUCCGUACACGUAUACCCCCUUCAACUUCUUCUUCAUCUUCCCUGUCCGAUUCGCAGAACACCAGUUUAGACUCUCAAUCAACCCUUCGCCUUAACGAUCGACUUCCUGACCCCGCAAUGCUCCAACUUGCUACGAGCUGGGCAGACACCAACCUUCGACGCGACGCCCCUCUAUGCGUACUCAUGCGUAAGCGGGUUCGUCGCCUCGUGGAGGAACGGACUAUUCAGAUGGUCGUUCCUGCUAUCAAGACGCCCACUAGCUCAGAACUUGCAGCAGGCUUGGAACAAGAUCGCGUUGUCGCCAGCGGGCUUGAACCCCUCAUGCCCGAAAUCAACCACCUUGCAGAGCGGUUGACGAAGCUUGUGUCCAUACACACGAACGUUUAUGGAACGUUGUAUGCGCAGCCAGGAUUCCUGCCCGAAUUCCCCUCCCCAUGAGGCUUCUGCAUUUCCCUAUAACUUCACAUUUCGCGCUGGAGUUCAUUGUUCCGUACCGCCCGUAAGCUGUGGGCGGUUUGGGAGCUUGCGUUGGUUUUCUCCAUUGAUGAUUUCGGUUGCCUGGUUUCCGAUUCUGUGUUCUGCGUUUAUUUCCUUCGACGGGACAUGCCUUUGGCAUGUGUUCGACAUACACUCGUUCUUUGAAGUUGGGCUACCGCCUUUUUCUAUUACGUUCUUACGCUUUCCCUUUUUCCUCCUUACGAAUCGAAUAGUGACUCACGAAAGUCAUGUAAGUACUUAGCUACACCGUGAAGUAAUAGAGACGAAGAAGUACAACAAUAAAUUGCCUUCUACCAUUUC
Somion occarium is the source of this 2907-nucleotide messenger RNA. Lineage: Eukaryota; Fungi; Basidiomycota; Agaricomycetes; Polyporales; Cerrenaceae. The record is from the annotation of a GenBank genome assembly.